Molecule: messenger RNA, 1906 nt
Organism: Brassica napus (rape)
Lineage: Eukaryota; Viridiplantae; Streptophyta; Magnoliopsida; Brassicales; Brassicaceae
Product: callose synthase 9-like
Exons: 14
Biological process (GO): (1->3)-beta-D-glucan biosynthetic process
Cellular component (GO): 1,3-beta-D-glucan synthase complex; plasma membrane
Molecular function (GO): 1,3-beta-D-glucan synthase activity
Source: RefSeq, a predicted model, not a curated record
AAGCUUGAAGAUGAGAAAUAUUUUGGAAGAAUUCGAUCGGGACCAUGGUAUUAGACCACCUACCAUUCUUGGAGUUCGGGAACAUGUAUUUACUGGAAGUGUCUCCUCCUUGGCCUCUUUCAUGUCCAGUCAAGAAACUAGCUUUGUAACUCUUGGCCAACGAGUAUUAGCCAAACCCUUGAAGAUCCGCAUGCAUUAUGGUCAUUCAGAUGUCUUUGACAGAGUUUUUCAUAUUACUCGUGGUGGUAUUAGCAAGGCCUCUCGGGUCAUCAAUGCUAGUGAAGAUAUCUUUGCUGGUUUUAACUCAAUUCUACGUCAAGGGAAUAUUACUCAUCAUGAGUAUAUUCAGGUGGGCAAGGGGAGAGAUGUGGGGCUCAACCAAAUAGCUCUGUUUGAAGGGAAGGUUGCUGGUGGUAAUGGUGAACAGGUUCUUAGUAGAGAUGUAUACAGACUUGGCCAGCUUCUUGAUUUCUUUAGAAUGAUGUCAUUCUACUUCACAACAGUUGGCUUCUAUUUCUGUACAAUGUUGACGGUGCUUACUCUGUAUAUUUUCUUGUAUGGGAAGGCAUACCUGGCGUUUUCUAGAGUUGGAGCUACUAUUCGAGAAAGAGCUAUUCUCGUGAACAAUACUGCACUUAGCGCCGCCCUCAGUGCUCAGUUUCUGUUUCAGAUUGGUGUCUUCACUGCUGUGCCAAUGAUUCUAGGCUUUAUUUUGGAACAGGGUUUUCUCCAGGCCAUUGUAAGUUUCACAGCUAUGCAGUUUCAGCUAUGUACUGUCUUCUUCACAUUUUCUAUUGGCACAAGAGCCCAUUAUUUUGGACGGACACUUCUCCACGGUGGUGCUAGUGUUUGUCAACAGUACAAAACCACUGGAAGAGGGUUUGUAGUCAAGCAUAUCAAAUUUUCUGAGAACUACCGUCUUUAUUCCAGAAGUCAUUUUGUUAAAGGGAUGGAGGUUAUACUCUUACUGGUUGUCUACCUUGCUUGUGGAAAUGAUGAGGCUGGUUCUGUUUCGUACAUUCUCCUGACUGUUAGCAGCUGUUUCUUGGCUUUCUCUUGGCUCUUUGCUCCUUACCUGUUCAACCUUUCUGGGUUCGAGAGGCAAAAAGUGGUGGAAGACUUCAAAGAAUGGACAAAGUGGCUCUUUCACAGAGGUGGUGGGAUUGGUGUGGAAGGAGCUGAAAGCUGGGAAGCAUGGUGGGAAGAUGAACUGUCUCACAUUGGGACCUUGAGUGGGAGGCUGGUGGAGACCAUAUUAAGUCUACGAUUCUUUAUCUUCCAGUAUGGUGUUGUCUACAAACUGAACGUGCAUGGAUCAGAUACAUCGUUUGCGGUGUAUGGUUGGUCAUGGGCUGCAUUUGCGGUGAUUUUAGUUAUUUUCAAGGUCUUUGCCUUCAUUCAGAAGAUUUCUGUCAGUUUCCGUCUUGUGCGUAGAUUUAUACAGGGCCUUGCCUUAUUGGUGUCUCUAGCUGGUAUAAUCGUAGCGGUUGUGCUGACAGAGUUGUCAGUGACAGACAUAUUUGCUUGUGUAUUGGCCUUUUUACCAACGGGAUGGGGAGUCCUUUCUAUUGCGUGUGCUUGGAAGCCAACCAUUAAGCGGAUUGGGAUGUGGGAAUCAGUACGUUCCCUGGCAAGACUGUAUGAUGCAGGAAUGGGAAUGCUUAUAUUUCUUCCUGUUGCGCUCUUCUCGUUGUUCCCGUUUGUCUCUACCUUCAGACACGUAUGAUGUUUAACCAAGCGUUUAGUUGAAUGCUAUCAGUCUAUAUAAAUGUGUUUUUCUUUAUUAGUUUUAUGAGUUAACGAGUGUAGUAGUAGUAGAAAAUGAAUGAGAGCCUAUUUGUAAAAUUUGAAGCAUUUUAAGACUUUUGUAGAUUCAGUACAUGUUGCAAGUCAGACUUUUGUAGUA